ACGGGGCAGCAGGGCGCGUUAUGACUAACGAGAAGACGACCCGACUUCUCUUCGUAAAAUUGCUGAGAUGUGAAGCUCAUUUCUCGAAAGAAAAACUCAUAAGCCAUCUCUUCUCUUCUCUUCUCUUCUCUUCUCUUCAUUCGCUCUGUUUCGCUCUGUUUUCCGGAGGUUGUAUGGUUGAUCUUGAUCGAUUGCAGUUAACGAAAGAAAAUGGGGUUUGUCUUUUCCAAGAAAGUUGAAGGAGUCGUUGAAGGCGCUGAAGGGUCGAGACGGAGAAGGCCGGCAGCCGUGGCCAUAAACAGUGAGCCGAACUCUGUCCUUUCCAAGAAAGUUGAAGGAGUCGUUGAAGGCGCUGAAGGGUCGAGAAGGAGAAGGCCAGCAGCCGUGGCCAUAAACAGUGAGCCGAACUCUGUCCUUUCCAAGAAAGUUGAAGGAGUCGUUGAAGGCGCUGAGGGGUCGAGAAGGAGAAGGCCAGCAGCCGUGGCCAUAAACAGUGAGCCGAACUCUGUCCUUUCCAAGAAAGUUGAAGGAGUCGUUGAAGGCGCUGAAGGGUCGAGACGGAGGAGGCCAGCAGCCGUGGCCAUAAACAGUGAGCCGAACUCUGUCCUUUCCAAGAAAGUUGAAGGAGUCGUUGAAGGCGCUGAAGGGUCGAGAAGGAGAAGGCCAGCAGCCGUGGCCAUAAACAGUGAGCCGAACUCUGUCCUUUCCAAGAAAGUUGAAGGAGUCGUUGAAGGCGCUGAGGGGUCGAGAAGGAGAAGGCCAGCAGCCGUGGCCAUAAACAGUGAGCCGAACUCUGUCCUUUCCAAGAAAGUUGAAGGAGUCGUUGAAGGCGCUGAAGGGUCGAGACGGAGGAGGCCAGCAGCCGUGGCCAUAAACAGUGAGCCGAACUCUGUCCUUUCCAAGAAAGUUGAAGGAGUCGUUGAAGGCGCUGAAGGGUCGAGAAGGAGAAGGCCAGCAGCCGUGGCCAUAAACAGUGAGCCGAACUCUGUCCUUUCCAAGAAAGUUGAAGGAGUCGUUGAGCUGAACGACAUAGUCUUCUCGUGGUCCAUCGAAGACAUCUCCAACGGAAACCUCUACAAGAACCAGGUGUGUGAGAUACCAGAGAGAUUUCCUUCGGUGGAGAACUAUCUCGGGUCAUUCGUGUACCCUUUGCUGGAAGAAACGCGAGCUGAAAUAUACUCUGGAAUGGAGGGGAUCUCUACCCUACCUUAUGCCAGAGUCAUGCGAUUCGAGGAGUGCAAGCCCUAUGGGAAGAACUUUUUUGAAGUUAAGGUCGAUUCCUGGAGAAACAGAUCGAGCAAGCGGGGGAAGGAACCAUACAAGAUGUUGCCUGGAGACGUAUUGAUUUUAACUGAUUCAGUACCGAAAACAGUUUCCGAUCUGCAGAGGAUGGGCAGGAUAUGGCCAUUUGCAUCUGUUACUAAAAUCUCCGAUGACAAGAGUGAAGGAGAUUUCGCAUUGGUAGAUUUUAAAGUAGUCACAGGGAAGAAAAUGGGAGAUAUAAACUUGAAAGAGAGGCAGUUAUUUGCGAUUUCAUUGUGUGUGAACUUGACUACUAACAUAAGGAUAUGGACGGCUUUGCACUUGAGUCGUAACUGGAAUGUCCUAAAGGAAGUUUUGUGCACUCAUUCUUCGGGUGAGGAGGAAUGCAGUCUCUGCACUGUCCAGAGUGAUGACUUUUGCAGAGAGAAUCUCAAGGGGAAGUUAUUGAACGAUCUGAACGAGAGCCAAGCGGAAGCAAUCCUUACAUGUCUUCGUAAGAUCCGCUGUCAGCGUAAGCCAGUGCUGGAACUCAUAUGGGGCCCACCAGGCACCGGGAAAACGAAAGCGACUGCUAUUAUGCUCUUGAACCUCCUAAGAAUGAAGUGCAGGACUGUUGUCUGUGCCCCCACCAAUGUUGCUGUAACUGAAAUUGCCUCCCGGGUGGUACACCUCAUGAGAGGGUCAGCUUCCUUAGGAGAUGUUCUUCUCUUCGGAAACAAGGAGCGGCUCAAGGUGGAAGGCUUGGAAGUUGAAGACAUAUGCUUGCAUAAUCGUGUUAAGAGAAUCACAGAAUGCACUGCCCCGACAACAGGGUGGAAGUAUUGCAUAUCUUCUGCAAUAACCUUUCUCAGUGAUCCUCUUCUUCAGUACAAUAUUCCAUCGGGAGAGAAACUCUGUGAGAGAAAAUCGCUACUCGAGUUUUUGAGGGAGAGAUUCUUGGAUAUUGUGAAGCCUCUCAAGAGAUGCUUCUAUACCUUGUGUACUCAGAUACAUGCAAGUUAUGUACCGAAGCAUAUCGUUCAUAAGAUCACAGAGCUUCUUGGCCAUCUCGAAUCAUUCAGUGAUUUAUUAUCUGGAGAGAAUUUGGUUUUCUUCUCUCAAAGAUUGGGGGAGGCAUUUUCAUGCCAAUCGAAGGACAAGUGUUUGGCCGGAGCUCUAACAGGCCCCUUGUCUAUGCUAUACUUGAAGAGAUCUGAGUGCCUCGCUGCCUUAAAAUCGGUUCAGGAUUCUCUUAACAGGUGGGAGAUCCCUUCCUUUAAGAGUGAGUACAAGAUAAAGGAGUUCUGCUUUCAAUCGGCUUCUUUGAUUUUUUGCACGGUCUCCACAACUUUCAAGCUGCACUCUCUGGAUAUGAAGCCGCCACAGUUGUUGGUGAUCGAUGAAGCUGCUCAGCUGAAAGAAUGUGAGUCGGUGAUUCCACUCCAACUUCUCGGACUUAGACAUGCUAUACUUAUUGGGGAUGAGUGUCAAUUACCUGCUGUUGUAAAGAGUGAUGUUUCAAAAGAGGCCCGUUUCGGUCGAAGUUUAUUUGAGAGAUUGAGUUCCCUAGGAAAGCUGAAGCAUCCACUCAAUGUGCAGUACAGAAUGCACCCAUCAAUAAGUUGCUUUCCAAAUCAGACAUUCUAUGACGGCCAAAUUCGCGAUGGCCCAAAAGUAACGCAUGAAAGUUACUCAAAGCAAUAUCUACCGGGGCUGAUGUUCGGCUCAUUUUCAUUCAUAAAUGUUUCUGAGGGAAGGGAAGAGCGCGAAGUUAAUGGAUCAAGUCUGAGAAACCCUGUAGAGGCCGAUGUCGCUGCUCAGAUUUUGAGAAAUCUUUAUGAAGCAUGGAGCUUGUCAUUGAAGGAGAAUCUCAGUGUCGGGAUAAUAUCACCUUAUGCUGCUCAGGUUGGAGCGAUUAGUGAAAGGCUUGGCAAGAAAUAUGAAUAUUCUGAUGGCUUCACGGUCACUGUAAACUCAGUGGAUGGGUUCCAAGGCAGAGAGCAGGACAUAGUUAUCUUAUCCACUGUAAGAUCGAACCACCAGGGAUCUAUUGGGUUCUUGGCUAACCCAAAUCGAACGAAUGUUGCUCUAACCCGUGCAAGAUACUGUCUUUGGAUUCUGGGGAACCAAAGAACUCUGCGGGGGAGUUCAACAGUGUGGGAAGCAUUGGUUUACUAUGCUAUCGAUCGUCGGUGUUUCUUCAAUGCAGAUGAUGAUGAAGGAUUAGCAAAGACGAUCUUGAAAGCUAAGACAAAGUACAAUCAGCUCGAUGAUUUGCUCACCUCAUGCAAUGUACUCUUCAGAGAUGCGAAGUGGAAGGUCAUUUUAGGAGAGGAUUUCCGUCAGUCUUUCCGGAAGUUGGCGUCGAGCCGCACAAGGUCAUCAGUGAUGAACCUUCUCAUGAAGCUCUCUAGUGGGUGGAGACCCAAGCGGAAAGUUGUCAACUUAAUCUGCAAGAGCUCCUCUCAGAUCGUAAAACAAUUUAAGGCUGAGAACCUCUAUAUCUUAUGUACAGUGGACAUUGAGAAGGAAAGCGAAUACACCCAAAUCUUAAAGAUAUGGGAUGUAUUGCCCUUGGAAGAUACUGCAAAAACAAUCGAACAUCUCGAUGGUAUAUACAUGAGAUUCAGUGAUGAAUAUGUCAGUCGUUGCAAGGAGAAGCGUUUCGAAGGAGAUCUCCAGGUUCCAAUUUCUUGGGAGACUCCAUUUGAUUUUUUCCGUCGGGGAGAUUCUUUGGGCGAAAAUAGUGAAGGUGCUAAAGAUUCUCAACUGUACACAUAGCGUUCAAAGAUGGGAAUAAAGUGGCGCUCCCAUUCGAAGUGACUAAGGAAUAGUGUUGGAGAUGGAUCAAAGCUGAAGGUUGUCCAGCAGAAGGCAGACUUCAAGUUUCGAGUUGUUUUGGAAGACAGUCAAGGAUUAUGCAGAAGACAAACUAGUUUUAUGUGUUUUAUUUCAGUUGUUUAGUUCCUGGUUUGUAGGGAUGUUAAAAGCGUAUUUGACAGUUAUCAAGAUGUAUUGACAGUUACUUUUACUGUCCUUUAUGUUUUUCAGUUUUUCUAUGGUGUAAAAAUAACUUUGCAGACAAGUUAAUGAAAAUGUGCGUUUUUCCUUCAA
Messenger RNA from Punica granatum (pomegranate), 4356 nucleotides. Lineage: Eukaryota; Viridiplantae; Streptophyta; Magnoliopsida; Myrtales; Lythraceae. The record is from RefSeq and is a predicted model, not a curated record.